UGCGCCUGUUGAUGCUCCUGGGCCUCCCCAUGAGAGUCCUGGACCUUUCCUUGCUCCUGGCUCUUCUGGCGAAGAUUCGUCAACAGAUCCACGGUUUUUGCAAGUGCUCGAUAUCCAAAGUCAAAACGUGAGUAUUCAAGCCCAACUCGAAGACCUUGAAAAAAGGCUGAAACAGCUUAAAGCAGGAGACGGCGACGAAGCUGGUUUGGGGAAUGAUGUUAUGAAUGUCCGAUAGAAUGAGGUAAAAAAGGUAGUUUAAGUUCUCUCUCCACUACCUACAACCAGCGCAUCCACAUGUACGAUGUAAGGAAUCGUGCAUGCAGCUGCUCAGGCAUACAGCUCUACCACUAGUUGUAUGAGUUUCUAAACACACAGGCGACAAAACUUCCAGCAAAUCUCCGAAAAAUAAGGCUGGUUCGGGAAAAGGCCAAAAGUCCAAGAAAAGCAAAGCGGCAGCAGGCGAAAGAGAAGGGG
Messenger RNA from Amoebophrya sp. A25, 474 nucleotides. NCBI's taxonomy places the organism in Eukaryota, Dinophyceae, Syndiniales, Amoebophryaceae. The record is from the annotation of a GenBank genome assembly.